AUGACUUCAAUCCAACUUGAGACCCCGUCCACGGGCAAGUACGAGCAGCCCACCGGUCUGUUCAUCAACAACGAGUUCGUCAAGGGUGUUGACGGCAAGACUUUCGAGGUCAUCAACCCCUCCAACGAGAAGGUCAUCUGCUCGGUUCACGAGGCCAGCGAGAAGGAUGUCGACAUUGCUGUCGCAGCUGCCCGCAAGGCUUUCGAGGGUGACUGGCGCAAGGCCACUCCCUGUGACCGUGGCAAGCUCCUGAACAAGCUCGCCGACCUCUUCGAUGAGCACUCGGACCAGCUAGCCGCUAUCGAGUCUCUCGACAACGGCAAGGCCUUCACAAUGGCCAAGGGUGAUGUUGCUGCCGCUUCCGGCUGCUUAAGAUACUACGGUGGCUGGGCGGACAAGAUCGAGGGAGNNCCCAUUGGUGUUUGUGGUCAAAUCAUUCCCUGGAACUUCCCCCUCCUCAUGUGGGCAUGGAAGAUCGGUCCCGCCAUUGCUUGCGGUAACACCGUCGUCCUCAAGACCGCCGAACAGACUCCUCUCUCCGGUCUUUACGCUGCCAACCUGUGCAAGCAAGCUGGCUUCCCUCCCGGUAUCGUCAACGUCAUCUCUGGUUUCGGAAAGAUUGCUGGUGCCGCCAUUGCCUCGCACAUGGACGUUGACAAGGUUGCCUUCACCGGCUCCACCCUCGUCGGAAGACAAAUCAUGAAGGCCGCUGCUGGCAGCAACCUGAAGAAGGUCACCCUCGAGCUCGGUGGCAAGUCUCCCAACAUUGUCUUUGACGACGCCGACAUUGACAAUGCCAUCUCAUGGGUCAACUUUGGUAUCUUCUUCAACCACGGCCAGUGCUGCUGUGCCGGUUCGAGAGUCUACGUUCAGGAGGGCAUCUACGAGAAGUUUGUCCAACGCUUCAAGGAGCGCGCUCAGAAGAACGUUGUUGGUGACCCCUUCGCUGCCGACACCUUCCAGGGUCCUCAGGUCUCGCAACUCCAGUUCGACAGAAUCAUGGGUUACAUCGAGGCCGGUCANAAGGAGGGUGCCACCGUCGUCACCGGUGGCAAGCGCAAGGGUAACGAGGGUUACUUCAUCGAGCCCACCAUCUUCGCCGACGUCAAGGACGACAUGAGCAUCAUGCAAGAAGAGAUCUUCGGUCCCGUCUGCUCGAUUGCCAAGUUCAAGACCAAGGAAGACGCCAUCCGUGUCGGCAACAACACAACCUACGGUCUUGCCGCCGCCGUCCACACAUCCAACCUCAACACCGCCAUUGAGGUCUCCAAUGCCCUCAAGGCUGGUACUGUCUGGGUCAACAGCUACAACACCCUUCACUGGCAGCUUCCCUUCGGUGGCUUCAAGGCUUCGGUAUGUGUACCUCUUCACCCUUCUCAUAUGACGUGUAUGCUGACUGUGUUGCUUAGNGGUAUCGGUCGUGAGCUUGGUGAGGCUGCUCUGGACAACUACCUCCAGACCAAGACCGUCAGCAUCAGACUCGGCGAUGCCAUGUUCGGUUAA
This is a messenger RNA of Aureobasidium uvarum, 1503 nucleotides long. The record is from the annotation of a GenBank genome assembly. NCBI's taxonomy places the organism in Eukaryota, Fungi, Ascomycota, Dothideomycetes, Dothideales, Saccotheciaceae.